Molecule: messenger RNA, 5419 nt
Organism: Poeciliopsis prolifica (blackstripe livebearer)
Lineage: Eukaryota; Metazoa; Chordata; Actinopteri; Cyprinodontiformes; Poeciliidae
Gene: adgb
Product: androglobin
Exons: 39
Coding region: 116-4618 (1500 amino acids)
Biological process (GO): proteolysis
Molecular function (GO): calcium-dependent cysteine-type endopeptidase activity; protein binding
Source: RefSeq, a predicted model, not a curated record
UCAAACUUCGACAGGCAGAAAGAAACGCUUAUGAAACGAAUAUAAUUAAGGCGCUUCGUGUUACUUUUCCUUUUCUUUUUUUUUAACCCCACCCCUCCCCCCCGACAUAAACACAAUGUCCAAACCAGCACAGGUAAAGAAAAGGGAUCACGCCGCCAGCAAAACGUCUGCGUCUGACCGGCAGUAUGAGACAGCCAACUCCUCCGAGAGCCUCGAAAAGUCCAAAAUUUACAUCUGGCCCGAGUGGAGCGACGUCGAAGUCAGCAAGGAGAAGUGGGACGUUUCUACUAAAGGAGAAGGCAGAAAGUCAACCAAGGCCAAGAGUAAUUCUUCAAUCUUCGAAGAUCCAGAAGGAAAGGUGUUUUUACCUUCAAUCCUGAAGGUUCACACAUGGAAACGUCCAGCUGAGUUUAUUGUUGAUAAGGACGUCACUGUGGUUGAAAACAAAACAGACUUUGACCUGGUCUCCCCUAACAAUCAUUUGUUUGGUUGUGAGCUGAUGAGGUGGCUCAUCAGUGAGAUCCAUAUUGUUUGGAUGCUUUAUACAGACUCAACCUUCCAACAAGACAGCUGGAAACCCUGGGAGCACAUCUACUCAAUGUGUGAUGUGGUGAAAGGUCAUGUGCCACUUUUUAACAACUAUGGGAAAUAUGUGGUCAGACUUUACUGGAUGGGUUCCUGGAGAAAGUUGACUGUGGAUGAUAACAUGCCAUUUGAUGAAGAUAAUAAUCUGCUUCUCCCUGCCUCGACUUGUCAAUCAGAAAUUUGGCCAAUGCUGUUGGCUAAAGCUCUAAUUAAAAUAGCCUCCACAAUUCCGGUUUUUAGGGUUGGUGGCGAGAUGGGUGAUUUCACCUUCAUCCACUCCCUCACUGGCUGGAUGCCAGUAAUCACUCCUAUAGUGCCAAAGCACUCAGAAAAAAUAUGGGAUUUCCUUCUAGACACCAUUCCUAAAUUUACACACGAUGAUGCGGGUAUGGGAACGUCGUUCUCUGACAGUGAAGAUGCAGUUGUUGGAGGGACAGAUAUCCUUCAUCACGACAAUAAGAGUGUGGUCCAUGAGACAGAAAAAAGCACAGAUAAAACCAGGAGAGCUUCCGUCUAUAGUUACUUGGCUGAUCCAGGUCCUCUAAAAGUUGCAGUAUGUGCCAGCUUCUACCCUUCUUUACAAGAUUCUUUUGGACUUGUUAAAACGGCAACUUCCUCAGAGCUUUUACGGUUUUAUGGUCUGUCGAUGCUGCACAGCCAUGUUGUCCUGUUGUCCAAAACCCGUUCAUGUUCGCUGACGCCUCCUCCCAAAGCUAAGAUGGUGUCCCGAUGGAAACUCAUCCGUCUGCGAAAGAAGAUAGUAGUCACAUCUGAGCCUCAAAAGGAAGGCAGUUCCUCAUCCCUGAGGGAAUCAUCUCACAUGAAGAUCUUAAGGGAGGAAUGCAGUACCUUCGCCCUGAAGAAAACACCUCAAAUAAAGAUCGUACCAGAGGAACCUGAGCCAUCACAUGAGAAAUUCAUUGAGGUUACCAGCACUUUUGUUUUUCGCAGUGCCGCAACCACUGGCGGCAUUGUCCCAGAACUUGGCAUAAGCAGUGACUCCUGCACCCCAGGACCAGAGACCAAAGUGAGCACACCAAGGAAGCGUACCCGUAAACUCGGUAUGUUUGCGAUUACCGAGUCAGAGGAGGCAGAAAAACAUGAACCUGAAGUAGCUGAGCCAAGCAACACUGGCGAACUGAAAGUGUUGCCACAGGUUACAGCAGAGGACAAGAUAAAGGACAUUGAUCCGAUCUUCUGUGAUCGACUAUCAAUUUCACUCAAAGAUCCUACAGUCACGAACACCAAACCCCUACAGACCACAUGGGUGGACAUGGAGGACUUUGCAAAAUGUUUUCAGUCAUUGUUGGUCUUUCACAAACCCCAGAUGUACUCUCAUCAUAUCCAGAAAUCACAAUUCAAGAGCAUUUUCCUGUCAAAAGAUAUGGGUUGUAUCAGCGGCUCUGGAACGUCUUGUCAAUAUCCUACCAAUAGGUCUGUGGAAAUAGCAAGUGCUGAGUGUUCAGAAGUAAGAGGAACUUACUAUCUUUUUGUCGACUCCCUGGAACCUUCAGAGAUACUCAUCAGUUUGUCUGCCUUUCUUCAGUGGGGAGACAUUGGUGAAAAGACAUGUCCUGUUGAGAAAGCGACAUUUGGAAUACACAGGUGUGCAGCGCUUCUUAUUCAACCUCAGUCCUGGACAUCCCUGCAGGCUCAGCUUCCAGUUCUCACUAUCAAGACCACCUUCUCAAAGGCAGCUAUUCUUAACUUGCCAGCAGGGCGCAAUGUGUUUUGCCUCCAUGUCCGUGCGACUCUCGGCUACCACAUCCACCUGAGCAGUGAGACUCAAUUCAUGUUAGGAGAUGAAGAAACCAUUAUGCCCGCCCUAGUAAAGGAAAGUGUUCGCUUCAAUGAGCAGGCUUUGACCAUAUUCAGAGCUUUAUCCCGUGUGGUUGCUUCCUUUGCUGAUGAUCAUAAGCUCCCGUCACUCAGAAAAACUCUGGAAAAGAUUUAUUUCCCCCGAAGUAUCAUUUCCAAAACUGGGACAAGAAAACACCAAAAGCUGUUUAACUUGGCAGUAUGCCACAUGUUUCGUGAGGCCCUGGGCAGAAAGCUGACAGCACAGGAGUACUUUGCACUUCAAGCCCUCACUGCCGACCCCUCAAUUUGGGCCCCCGACAUAGAAGUAUCACCUUCUACCCCAAUUCCAAAGAUCUGUGAAGUAUGGGAAGACAGGGAGCCAACAGAGAAAGAAAUCCAGGCAGUCACAACUCUGCAAGCUCGAUUAAAAGGGUAUUUGGUGCGACGGGCACUUAAAGCCUCAAAACCUGGUAAAGGAAGAAAAGAAAACGUCCGUGCUUCCAAAAUCCUUUUAGAUAUGUGGCCAAAGAUUGAAGCAGAUGCAGCAAAACAUUCUGCCUUGUUGCUACGAUACAUUAUUGAUAAUUUAGGGGAGGAACGAGAACUGUACUCCUGUCUGGAGGAUGAAUCGUCCAGAAUCGCCUUUGCUGAUUAUACCGUCUCUUUCCUGGACACAAACCAGUCCUGGACUUUGGUCUUCAGAGAAAUAUUCAUUGUUCCAACGGAGAUGCUGCUGGUACCGACGAUCUUCUCUCCAGUUCCUAACUGUUGUCUGCAUGUUGUUAACAAUGACACGGGAGAGGAAAUCGAGAUGAUCAAAGUGCUGCCCCAUGUUUAUAAACCCAAUAAGCUUGGUUAUACGUUUGUUGCAGAGGUGGUUAAACCUGGAUGCUAUCUCAGUGAUAGCAAAUGGAAGAUGCGGUUGAUCGGUUUAAAAGAACCACUUCCAAAACUGAGCCGUGAAGUUCCUCUCAAUGCGUUCUCAGUGAAGCAAUUCCAAGAUUAUUACAUUCCAAGCGACAAAAAUCUUAUAUGUCGUUACAGUGUUCAGGUGAUGGCAGAUGGUAUGGGCACAAUUCAGUUUGAAACUUCUGACCAAAACGUUUUGAUACAUUUGUCUGUUCUGGACAAAGAGGAGGAGAUGGCUGGCAUCACUGGGAGGGGCUUCGUUGUACUACCUGUAUUCUUCUUCAAGGCAAACAAAGGUCAACAGUUGGCCUCCAAGAGGGGAAGGCGACAAAGCGUAGAAGCUGUAGCUGAAAAAUCAGACCUGCCCUCUGACUCCAUUCCGGAUCAUAAGUAUGUGGUGCAAGCAGAGAUGCUCUGUAGAACCUGGCAUUUGGAUGAAAACCAGCUGGAAUUUGUCCAUAUGCUACAAGAAAUGAAGAAGAAUGAAAUCAGAGUGUUCAAGCCUGGAGAUAUUAAGUCUUCGUCUAGAAUCGGCAUAUCAGGCCAGAAUGGUACCAGGCCUGAAACACAAAAAUCGAGCCGAAAAGGUGAAGCUGAGAGGCACAGAGGAAAGAGUACUGUCUCCAUAUCUGUUUCCAAGCAAGAAUCGAACCUGGACCUGACUAAGCCAAAUUACACACUGCGUGUCGCCAUUGACCAGAGCAGCCCAGAGAGAAUUGAAGUAAAAAGAGAUACAGAGAGAAUUGACCAGAUUAAAUCUAUGAAGAAAGCCUGGGAAAUGACCGAUCCAGGGCGUUUUGAAAAGGCUUCUCAGUCUCGCCUCCAGUUCCUCAAACAAGUUAAGCAACUGGAAGGUGGUCAACCUGCUUCACCUGAAAGAACUUCACCGGUCUCUGAUCAAGUUAUCCAGCCCAGGCCAUCCAGCAGUGAAAUGAUCACCCCAGCUACGCCAGAUCUGUACUCACGGUUCAGUCAUUUGUUCAGACGCCAGAAAGAUAUUCCAGAGCUAUUGGACCCAAAGGGAGAGGAGGCCAGGGAGGCGAAGCUUUAUGACAAGAUCCACAACUACCGGAUGGCCCGUGAAAGCAUUAUGGAGCACUACAGGCAGCACAUGAUGGAACAAUAUGAGCUAAAGAAGCGUCACCUUGAGACGUAUGAGAAAGUGCUGGAGACCAGCGAGAAAUUAUCUGAAGAUUACAAAGAAUUUUGCAACCGUCUGCUAUCGCUGAUAAAGGAGCAAGAAGUGAAACCAGCUCAGGAGGAGGCUGAGAUGCCAGCUCCACCCACUCCUUCAUCUGGCAAGAAAGGCAAAAAGAAGAAGUAAUCAGUGACUUUGAUCUUCAAUCUCGGUUCAGCUCAACGAGUUUACUGAAGAAUCCUAAUUUUAUUUGUUGUCUGUUCUUUAUGGCACAGUGCCAAACUAGAGGUUUUGUUGCACAUUUAUACUAUUUUAUGACUUUAAACUUUACUUAAACUGCAUUCUGCAGUUGUUUAUGGAUGUUUGUUAUGGUAUGCGGGUGCAGCGAUUUGAUUAUCAUUGGAAGGUGAAUUUAUUUGAAUAAUUCAACUCAAAAAGUAGAACUUUCAUUACACAAAAUAUUAGAAAUUCUGUUAAAUCUGGUUAUUUUAGCUUGCAGGUGUUGAAACCCCCCCAAAAUUGUUUCUUAGAAAAUGUAAUUUUGUAAUUUUUUGAUAAAGAAAUGUUGGCCUGCUCUUUAUAUGUACUUAAUAUGUGAAUGGACUUAGUUUUUCUGAGUGCAGUGUGGUACCUCAGCAUCAAGGUGUUCAUCCUGUGCCUAUGCUGAGAUAUUGAGGAAGUCCAGGAGACUUUACUGGUGACCUUCAAGUCAUCUGUAUCAAUGAGUCUGUGUCUCUCAUUUUACUUUCUUACUCCAGACUUCGAGAAUGUUAAUUUUUCUGAUGAACUAGUUUUUAGGUUUUCAUUAGCUGUAGGCUUUAUCCAUCCAAAUUUACCAUCUAAAAUUAUGCCAUAUUUAUGAGUUUCACAUUUUGAGUGGAGUUACUGAACUAAAUUAACUUUUCAAUUAUACUUUUAUUCAUCUGAAAGUUUUUAUUGUAACAACAUAUUUUUUUCAACUUGUAUUUAAUAAUUUAGCAUGAAUAA